AUGGCAAACAACUGCUUUCAAAACCAUUAUUAUGACAUCUUGAUACAAUCAUGUAAGCCCUGUCUCCUCAGGUGUAGAGCCUCACCUCCACCUCCAUGUCAGAGCUACUGCGCAACCAAUAGUGAUGAUCCGGAAAAGAGCACUUCCUGGGUUAUUUGGUUCCUUCUGGCUUUUUUUUUGGUCUUACUACCGACCCUUUUCUUGUUAACAAUUGUGCUUCGGAACAAACUGAAGAAAACAAAUGAGAAUAAACAUGGAGGAUGUUUUGGAAAAACGAACGACAAAGAUAAAAACGAGCUCGGAACGAAGAUUAAAGAUGCUGUUUUAGAGUCGGCUCCAGCGAAUGAAAUCAGAAGAGCGAUGUGGCAAAAUGAAGAAGUGGAAAUCCAUGUUUGUGACAAUGCUUUAUCUGACUACCUGUUUCCUUUACCAGCUAUAGAGGAAGGGGCCGCUAUUCUCGUCACCACAAAAACAUCUGCUUGUUGUAACGCGGGGCCAGGUGUCAGGGCUGAUGCUUUUGUGGAAAUAUAACGUGCAUUAUUUCAUGGUGUAGAUGGAGUAAAUUACUAUUUCACAAAGAAACAGCCUGCGAUACUGCGCGUCGGGGGAAGAAAGGGCUCCGCAGUUAGUAACACCCUUGAUUGCGACACUUGAGCAAAGAUUGAUGCAAUCCAUUUGUCUUCCACGCGAACACAGAUGCGGUGUCUUCUCUUCUAGCGCAUAAAGCAUCAAAGAUAAGACUGUAAGAUCCGGCCGCGGGGCAGGUAAUGUCUGUGACAUGUAACAAUAAAGAUGCUUUUAGUACAUAAAAA
Messenger RNA from Spea bombifrons (plains spadefoot toad), 812 nucleotides. RefSeq names its product TNF receptor superfamily member 17 (gene TNFRSF17). NCBI's taxonomy places the organism in Eukaryota, Metazoa, Chordata, Amphibia, Anura, Pelobatidae. Gene Ontology annotation, molecular function: signaling receptor activity. The transcript is spliced from 3 exons. Bases 1 to 531 code for a protein of 176 amino acids. The record is from RefSeq and is a predicted model, not a curated record. Gene Ontology annotation, biological process: tumor necrosis factor-mediated signaling pathway.